Didymodactylos carnosus is the source of this 2301-nucleotide messenger RNA. The record is from the annotation of a GenBank genome assembly. Lineage: Eukaryota; Metazoa; Rotifera; Eurotatoria; Philodinida; Philodinidae.
AUGACAAACACAAACGCCAAUCCUGCUGGCGUUGCUGAUACAUCCACAACGGUCAAACUGAAGACGAGGUUAUACGAAUUGACUAACGAAAAUACCGCAAAUGAUAGCGACGCGAAGGGAGAGCGCAUUACUCUGCUAUGGUGUGAUGGAUCGAUGGACGAAGAGCCAUUUACCAACGACGUUACAUAUACUAAAACAAUGCUGCAUGACUUGAGUAGCUUCGUGCACUAUUGCUCAAGUGAAGCUGAGUGCAUUGCUUAUUUGGCUACAUUUCUGAAAAAUGAAACAAUCCUUGUGGUCGUCUCCGGUGCUCUUGCAUCCAAAACGUUGCUCGACAUAGCAAACACUAUUCGUCGUGUCGAUACCAUUUUCAUUUUCUGCAUGGAGGAGAAGAAAUUCGAAGCCCUUGCGCAGCAUCCAAAAGUCGCAGGCAUUUUUCACGAACAAGAAAGCCUGAAAUAUAGCAUUAUGAAAACGAUGCGAGCAAUCGAACGACAAGCGGCCAUUUUACAACUGUACGAUCCAACAAAACAAAGAUUGGCACGUAAUCUGGAUCGCGAAACGGGGUCGUUCGUCUGGCUCCAGUUGAUUAAAGAGGCUAUUCAAAAAAUGUGUGCUACUGUACCAAAUACUACUUCAGAAGAUUCAAACGGAAAACAAGAAAUGCUGCACCAAUGUCGGGAGUGCUAUCGUGAUAAUGAAAAAGAGCUAAGGAACAUAGCUGAGUUCGAGCGAACAUAUAGUGGGAAUCAAGCAAUCACGUGGUAUACGAGGGACAGUUUCAUUUUCAAAAUGAUCAACAAAGCUCUGCGCACAGAGGAUGUGGAAGCACUCUACACGUAUCGUUUUUAUAUCGCCGAUCUUUGCGCAUGUCUCGCUGAAAACAGUAAAUUACUUCGAGAGUACACAAGUACGCCUACACUCAAAGUCUAUCGUGGCAUGAAGCAGUCUCGUGAAGAGACUGAACGUUUAAAAGACAGCAUUGGACAGCUUAUAUCGGCUAAUGCCUUCUUGUCAGCCAGUCGCACGAAGGAAGUAGCUCAGGUUUACGCUGCUGUGGGCAGCAACGCUAGUGCACACAAUGAUCUGGAAUCUGUUAUCUUCGAAAUUGAAGUUGACCUGAAAGCAGAGCACCCUGCAGUCGUAGCCGACGCAUCUUGCUACAGUUAUUUCAGAGACGAAGAUGAAAUUUUGUUCGAUUUGGCAACCGUGUUCGAAGUUGAAUCAAUGACUUACGAUGAUACAGCCAAACUGUGGACAUGUCGCAUGAGAACGUCUAGCAAAGGUUAUGCCAUAGCGCAAGAAUACAUUGAACUUGAGCGAGCAGAAAUGAACAAAGACGACGUGGGAAUUUUUCUUGGCAUUAUUCUUUUCAAGAUGGGCGAAUAUCGAAAAUCAAUCGUUUACUUAAAUCAUCUAAGAGACCGAAGGCCAGAUGACGCCUAUGUUCUUUUCAUGCUGGGCAAAGCGUAUGGUGUCCUAUACGAACACGAGCAAGCGCUCACCUAUUAUGAAAAUGCCUAUCGUGUUUCAGUGAAUAAAGAUCCGCCUGAUUUGGCUCACGCCGCGCUAGUGAAUACAUACGCUGGCCUUGUCUAUUAUUACGAAUGCAACUAUAACAAAGCCUUAUCAAGCUAUGCGGAUUCUUUGAACAAGUACAAAACUGUAAACAUGACCGAGCAGGUGUCCUUCGCUCAUGUUCUCAUAGGACUCGGCUAUGUUCACUUAGUUCUCGGUCUGGACAACUCAGCGCUUGAACACUUUCAACAAGCUUUGCAAAUAAUCCAACAACAAGCACCGUUCGACCUUCCCAAUUUGUGUCGUGCCCAUAGACAUGUGGCAACCGCACUAUAUCAAAUAGGUGAUUAUGAUCGAGCGUUCAACUUUAUGAAAACAUCAUUGGAUAUUGGAAAACGAAUUUUCACUCGAAAAAGUCUUGCAUACAGUAUAAUUCUCAAUGCUAUGGGCAAGGUUCUCUACAAGAAAGGCGAAUACGAACAAGCGCUCGUACAACACCUUGCUGCGCUUGAAGUCAGUCGAUGCACGCUGCCACAUGAGAACAGUCUUAUUUUGGUUUUACCUUAUAACAAUAUCGGCAAGAUAUUUUACCGAACUAAAAAGUAUAGUAGUGCCGCCGAACAAUACGAUAAAGUAUUAUCUAUAUUGACAACGACGCUUACAAACGAUCACAUCUACACUGCUUAUACAUUAAAGAACAAAAGUGAACUAUUCCUGGCUCAAGGUGAACUUCACAACGCUGAAGAUUAUCUCAACCGGUCACGUAAGUCAAACUUGUUUUGA